Molecule: messenger RNA, 4198 nt
Organism: Paramuricea clavata
Lineage: Eukaryota; Metazoa; Cnidaria; Anthozoa; Malacalcyonacea; Plexauridae
Source: the annotation of a GenBank genome assembly
GGCGUAUAACUGCAAGUCACUCUGGGUCAGGUCUGCUGAGAAGUUGGAGUUGGAAUUCCUCGAAUUUUCAUUUGGACGAUGUUUUGGAUUCGUCGUAUACAGAUGCAGAUCACGUUCCAUUGUAUUCGUUAGAUAGCUUUUCUUCAGAUCAAGUUGAUGUAUGUGAUUUGUGUAUUAGUACUUUUAAAGAUAGUCAAAUUUCUUACCAUGAAAUUCGAAUAUAGUAGAAAAUGUAUUUUUUUAUAUAUAUUGGUUUUUUACCCAUAUAACAGCCUGUUUCAUGGUGGAUGACAAAUUUCGAAAAAUUGGCUGCUUAAAUGUUUACGGUCGGAAACGUGCAUGGGCGUCAAACAAUAAAUGCAUUCCUUCCAUUGUUAUCGUUGUUUACUAGGAAUUUCUUUUUAUGAUCGAAACUAUUUUCUUUUCAGGUCGAAACUAUUUCCUAUUUUUUGUUAAGUGAAAAUUGUUUAUUUUUUCCUUCAUAAUACAUAGAUUUUCCUCUAAACACCAAUUACAUCUUUUUUAUCCUCCCGUGUAAGAAACAACGCGUUUUAGUAUUGACAAAGUUAUGCCGGAAUCUUGUUUGUUUUCUUUUGAUUUCCAAAUAUAUUUCGAAAGUUCUGUAUCACUUGGGUGUUUUUUGUGAUUGAAAGACCUAAUUUGGUUCCGGCGUCGCUGUUUAAAUGUGGUUGCUGUCAAUGUAGUGCUUCAUGCCUAUUGUGAUAGUAUAAAAGGCAACUGUCACAACACGUAACACAAACAGCGUAAUUAAAGCAUAACAUUGGCAUGACAGCAACAGAUGAGAUAAUUUUCCCAAUGUUUGUUUUAACCGCACAGGAAGCAAGAGAUGUGUGCACGGCAAACGGCUUGGAGACCACGCUGCUGAAUAACUGUGUUUUCGAUAUUUUGGCGACAAACGACACUUCAUUCGCAGACCAACAAUCCUUAAAAAUUGGUAAACAAAUCUAAUUAUUAGUAUUUAUCAUUAGAUUAGUAUUUAAAUCUUAAACAAGGCACGGGGAACAAAUAAUGUGCGUGCAUUAUUUCCAGUGCGAAUUCACAAUUAUAAUCUUGAGGCUGGUAUGUAAGCUGCAUUGUUUCAUACUCGUAUUUUUGGAUUAUAUAUUUUUACAAGAUAACUUCUUCAUUUUGUUUCCAAAUUACCCUGGUCGCGCAUCUUCCUUUAAUUUAUGAUAACUUUUGUAGGUUGCCCCAAUGACUGUACAGGGAAAGGUCUUUGCAAGAAUGAAACGUGCACAUGUCUUGAUGGUUGGUCUGGUGAUGAUUGUUCUAUUGGUAGUUGCGGGAACUGCUCACGUGGCUCCUGUGUUGAAGGCUUCUGUCAGUGUGAUAUUGGAUGGGAAGGUGCUGAAUGUGAUAAGAAAGCGACAUGUUUUGUUGUCGAUAACUGUACGUCAGAAGUUCAUGGAUCGUGCAAAACAACGGAUGUGUGUGAAUGCAAUGUAGGCUAUACAGGUAAUAAAAACUAACUCACGAUUUUCCAUUGUUUAUUUUUACAAGGUUUAUUUUUGCGACAAUUUCAAUUUGGGACAAACUUAACCUGCGAUCAGGCUCUAUUUUACAAAUAAUAGCCUGACACAAUCCUUGAUCCGAUCGCUUUCCAUCCACAGCAAAGUUUAUAUUUAGUAUCCAAUCAAAAUGUCGCAGGAGAAAUUUAAAUUUCACACAACGACAACAACAAUCUAAUUAUAGUUGUGAUCACUAUAGAUAUAUCAACGACAAUAUAUAAUGUAAUAAGCACCAACCAAUCAAAUGACAGAUUAAAAAAUUAUUUGUCUCAUAAACCAAUCAGAUUACAACCGAAAUACGGUUGUAAAAACAUGGACUUUUGUUGAGAUUUGUAUCAGGCCUAUAUUUAUUUAUUUAUAGGCCUGAUCGCAGUCGACAUCCAUGCAAGUCGACAUCCGCACAUUGGGACAAAUCACAGUUUAUAGACUAAGACAAUAAAUGUAGUAUAAACAAAAUGGCGGCUGGUCACUAGCCUACUUAUUGAGCUCCGUUGUCCUGCCGGUUUUCAUGCGAUUCAUAAUGAAUCCAUAUCUAGCAAACAACGUUAAUAGUCAAACUGAGGAUGUUUUCUACUAAUUUUGGAAAAUAUGUAAGCCAACUUUUACCGACAGCCUGCAAACCCAAGCCCAUAUCAACAAGUGUUCAACAGCCUAUAAGGCAGAAUGAUAUCAAAUGUAUUGUUACGAAUGCGAGAAGUUUGAAAAGUUUUAAUAGGAUUCAAGACCAGGACGGGCAGAGUAAACAAGUCUAUAAUCUACAUCGCCUUCAAAACCUCGUCUACACUGAGGACUCUGACAUCGUCUGUGUAUAAACGAGACAUGGCUUAACAACAGUAUUAACAACUCUGAAAUCCUGCACAAUGGAUAUAUUAUUUACAGAAUGGACAAAGUGACAAACUAGAGCAGAGAGCUGGGGAAGUAUUGAUUGCAAUUAAAAGCAUUCAAAUGUGUAUGUGAACUUCCGCUUCCUGAUGACCUAAAGGAACUUGAGGUUGUUUCAUCGACAUCGUUGGUUACUACGUCCACCGAUCAGAAAAUCCUGUUUUGUUCUUGCUAUAUAGCUGAAGUUAUAGCCAGAGCAAAAGAAAAGAUUGGGGCACAUUGCAGUUAAAUUAGUUCAUAUAUAGUCAUAUUUGACAUCAUAAUUGUGCACAUUGAAUAUUUUUACCACAUCCAAAACAGCAGCAUGUUGAAUAUUAUGCUAAAUCAGGCUGCACUGUGCAAUAUUCUUAAUCAUGUUGCAUUUCAUGAAACAAUUGUAAGGAUUGUUCUAACUAUUGGUUUUUGAGUUAAGCUUUCGAAUAAUUCUGUCUUGUUCUAUAAUAUUAUAUACAAGUAAAAAAUGAUAUACACAAAAACUUUUGUAUUGUUUCAUGACUUUCAUGCAUGACUCAAAAUAAUAACAUACGUUCUGAUGCGAGAUCCAUCAGUUGGAAGAGCAUACGAGAUCCAUCAGUUGGAAGAGCAUUGGGCUAGUAUUCCAAAGGUCGUAGGUUCGAAUCCCACCGUGGCCGGGCAUAUUUUUCAAGCUCGCCCGGUGUGGAUAUGCACUCGAGUAACAUCACAAUCAUAUUAUUCACCUGAGUACACAACACCAGCACAGAAAAAAAAAAUUCAAAAUGCACUUGUUAGCAUUUACAAAUUACACUUGCUUUAAUUGUUCACCGAAUUUGUCGUCUAGUUAUACGCUCUCGAUCAAAUGCUUGUCCAGAUUCAUAUCCAGAUUCAAGGCGUGUUCCAUGAUAUUAAUAUUAUACGAGGACAUAGCCUCCUCCGCAGGCAUCUCACCCGACGAAUCGGGUGGUGGGAAAAUAUUAUACGAGAAUAAAGUACUGAGCUGUAUUAGUGACACAAAUUUUUGCAUAGUACCUUAAUAAUGAACGGAAUGAACUUCGUUUUUUUCCUAUUAAUUUUCGUAUUUUAUAAAUCUCGUUAUAAAUACAACAAAAAGCUACUUUGAUAAGCCACAACGCCCGCUCGAUUUACUAUAAUAGUAUAGGUGUUCAUGCAGUUCCGGGGUUCAUUGCUUCCGGGGAGCAGUUGAAAGUCUGCCCGAAUUUUUAUGCAGGGUUGUAAUGAAAUAACCUGGGGCCGGUUGUUCGGUCGUUUAUGAAAUGUGUGAAUCUGUUAUUUAAUUUUGACUUAUCCACCGUUUAAGCUAAAUGGGCUUCGAACAACCGCGGCGCCAGAAUUUAGUGUAUCUUCUGUUAAAUCUACCCGAAUUUUAUGGAAUGUUCCUAGCAUUUGCCUGAAUUUCCAUGGUUUUCUAGGGGGGGGCAACUGCCCCUCUACCUGGUACGCCGAUAUAAUAGCAAAGUGAUCACAGUCCGUCUGUUAUACACGUCGUCGGUACAUUAUCUCCACUGUAAUAACCUUUUCUUAAACAGUCCUUUUCUUUUUCAGGUUUGAAUUGUAGUAUUAUAACAAACUGCAAUAAUGUUCUUAAUUGUUCGUCAAAUGGAGAUUGUGUCGAUAUGGAUGUGUGUAAAUGUCACACUGGAUAUAGUGGAUCUGCAUGUAACGAGACCUCGUGCGAAUCUCUCGGAUAUUGUUCAGGUAUACCUUUAAUUUAUUUUCAAAAUUUGUUUUAGAUACUGAAUUGAAAACUACAAACUUAUCAUGGUAAUUACUAUGUAUACUUAUGUAUUGUAUACUAUAGUCUCAUGAUA